Chaetomium fimeti is the source of this 748-nucleotide messenger RNA. Its product is annotated as protein trafficking Pga2. The transcript is spliced from 2 exons. NCBI's taxonomy places the organism in Eukaryota, Fungi, Ascomycota, Sordariomycetes, Sordariales, Chaetomiaceae. The record is from RefSeq and is a predicted model, not a curated record. The coding region runs from base 193 to 636 and encodes 147 amino acids. Gene Ontology annotation, biological process: protein transport.
CGCAAAUGCAAUCUUUCCAGCUCCAACUUCUUGAACUUCGCUCUCAAUCGCAGUGUGCCCGAGACGUGUUAUUCUUCAACCUUUGAACAUCUAGUCAAUUACGGAGUCUGCCCGUUGCCUUACAUCGUGGUUAAAAAUCCUCAACAACAAAUAAUUGCCUCGUUGGCCUUCGAGAGCCCCCAAACACCCAAAAUGGACAACAUCGCCGGCCUCGCCUCAACAAUAGGCAACCGCUUUGCGACGAACUUGAGGGGGUCAUUUACCAACAUGACCCUAGAACAGGGCAUUCGACUCGUCAUUAUUGCCGGAGCUUACAUGCUCUUGAGACCAUACCUGGUCAAGCUCGGCAUGCGGGCGCAGAUGCAGUCCCACGAAGAAGAAGAGGCGCGGGCGGAGGCGGAACACAAGGCCAAGAUCUCGGCGAACGAGCUGCGUGGGAAGGUUAGCAUCCCCGACGACACGGACGACGAGGACGAGGCCACGGCCGAGGCAUCUGGGCCAGACUGGGGCAAGAAGGCGAGGAGAAGGCAACGCGAUAUGAUCAAGAAGCUUUUGGAGGCCGAGGAACAGCGACUACGGGAGAACCAGGAGGAAUUAGAGGAUAAGGACAUUGAGGAGUUCUUGGUAAAGGAAUGAACAACGGCCGAUAUGUAUCGACGUCAUACAACGUAACUAAUAGGCUUGUAUAUAAGCUGCCUCCAUGGAGAUUAUCCCGUAAUGAUACUUACCACCAACGCGCCAACCUAUC